This is a messenger RNA of Gopherus evgoodei (Goodes thornscrub tortoise), 1941 nucleotides long. It is a transcript of the gene USH1G, whose product is annotated as USH1 protein network component sans. Lineage: Eukaryota; Metazoa; Chordata; Testudines; Testudinidae. Gene Ontology annotation, biological process: equilibrioception; sensory perception of light stimulus; sensory perception of sound. Gene Ontology annotation, molecular function: protein binding. The transcript has 3 exons. Bases 170 to 1579 code for a protein of 469 amino acids. The record is from RefSeq and is a predicted model, not a curated record.
UCACUGAUCAGGACUUCUCAGGUGUCCUGGUAACCACUGCUCUCAGCUCCCUCCUCGGCUCUCAGGCAGCUGCUUGCCUGGAACUCCUACCCGCAUCAAUGCCCAUCCUUUGAGAUACUCCUGCCUGCCUCCCUGCCCCGAUGAGCUGGCCAGGGGACUGCUUAGCAUCAUGAACGACCAGUAUCACCGAGCAGCCCGGGACGGCUACCUGGACCUGCUAAAGGAAGCCACCAGAAAGGACCUAAACUUGCCCGACGAGGAUGGCAUGACCCCGACCCUCUGGGCUGCUUAUCAUGGCAACUUGGAAGCGCUGAGGCUGAUAGUUAGCAGAGGGGGUGAUCCAGACAAAUGUGACAUCUGGGGGAACACACCUCUUCACCUAGCGGCAGCCAAUGGCCAUCUGAACUGCCUCUCCUUCCUGGUGUCAUUUGGGGCCAACAUCUGGUGUCUGGACAAUGACUACCAUACACCACUGGACAUGGCUGCCAUGAAGGGACACAUGGAGUGUGUGCGGUACCUAGACUCCAUUGCCGCCAAGCAGAGCAGCCUCAACCCUAAGCUGGUGAGCAAGCUGAAGGACAAGGCUUUCAGAGACGCAGAGAGGAGGAUCAAGGACUGCGUGAAGAUGCAGAAAAAGCACCACGAGCGGAUGGAGAAGAGGUACAAGAAGGAGAUGUCUGACAACUCCGACACCAUGAGUUUCUCCAGCUACUCUAGCAGCACUCUGAGCAGGAAGUUCCAGCACAUGUCCGUGGUGACGUCCCUGCCAUAUUCCCAAGCCACUCUCCACGGCACAGCCAAGGGCAAGACCAAAAUGCAGAAGAAGCUGGAGAAGAAGAAGCAGGUGGAUGGAACGUUUAAGAUCUACGAGGAUGGGCGGAAAAGCAUGAGGUCCUUGUCGGGCCUGCAGCUGGGGAAUGAUGUCAUGUUUGUGAAGCAGGGCACUUACGCUAGCCCAAAGGAGUGGACCCGGCGCAACAUCAGAGACAUGUUUCUAACUGACGAAGAUACCGUCUCCCGUGCCAUAAGCGACCCAGGUUUGCACAUAGACUCAGCCCACUCGGAGGUCAGCACGGAUUCUGGCCAUGACUCGUUGUUUAACCGGCCUGGGCUUGGCACCAUGGUGUUCCGGAGGAACUACGUCAGCAGUGGGCUCUUUGGGAUCGGCCAGGAGGAUGCCAGCAUGCUGGGCGAGGGCAACCUGGAUGAGGUAGGUGUCAAAUUGCGGAGCUGCCUGCAGCGCUCGCCAAGUCUCGAUGACAGCAUCGGCAGUGCCAACAGCCUGCAGGAGAGGAACGCGGAGGAGCUGCCCUGGGAGGAGGUGGAGCUGGGCCUGGACGACGACAACGAACCCGACACCAGUCCCCUGGAGGCCUUCCUGGCUUCCCUGCACAUGUUUGAGUUCAUCUCCAUCCUGAAAAAAGAGAAGAUCGACCUGGAGGCCCUCAUGCUGUGUUCAGACAAUGACCUGAAGAGCAUCAACAUCCCACUGGGGCCUAGGAAAAAGAUAUUGGAUGCCAUUCAGAGGAGGAAGCAGACCUUGGAGAGGCCUGAUGUUAUUGCAGACACCGAGCUAUAGCAGUUUUUAUGAACAACAAACAAAACCAGUUCUAAGUUGCCAGAAAACCCAAACCAGUGACUCCUCCACUAGGACAACUGAAAGCCACAGUGUAGUCCAGUCCCUCCUGGCUGACUGCCUCCUUCCCCAUUCUGCUUUCAGCCUGAGGGACUCUGCCCAACAGGAACCUGCUGCUGAGAGGAAUCAUUGAGCUAUGACCUGCCUGACAUUCCAUCUUUGCUGAAUGGAGCUCCUUUAGCCUGCUUGCUAGAGGGGUGACAAGAUCGUCCUACGCUAUGAAGCUGAUAGCUGAAACUCCAUGUGAUCACAGUUUGACAAAGCACAGGAAGCCAUGGACAAAGAGAACCAUGUGAUACCUUGGA